This is a messenger RNA of Mesoplodon densirostris (Blainville's beaked whale), 1348 nucleotides long. RefSeq names its product proline rich 7, synaptic (gene PRR7). NCBI's taxonomy places the organism in Eukaryota, Metazoa, Chordata, Mammalia, Artiodactyla, Ziphiidae. The record is from RefSeq and is a predicted model, not a curated record. The transcript is spliced from 4 exons. The coding region runs from base 462 to 1271 and encodes 269 amino acids.
CCGCGGCUCCAGCCCAGCUCUCGGAGCCGCCUUCGCUACCACAGUCCGCUCCCUGGGGCCGCCGCCGCCUCCCCCGGGUCGCGGGCUCUGUCCGCGGGGCCCGUGCCGCUCGCCCCGAGCCAGGAGGACGAGCUCGAGGAGGAUGCCUGGGCCCUUUCGCAAGCCCUGGGUUCCUGGCAUUGUGCCGAGGUUGGAUCACAGAGAUGCUGCCUGCAGGUCCCGCGCGGCCCCGGGUGAGACCCGCCAGCGUGCCUGCCGGCGCCAUGGGAAGGAGCGGGCGCCGCUGCUGCUGCUGCCCCCUGCCUGCGCGCGCACGACUUGAACCCAGCUGCGGGCAGCCCCCGGCCGCGGGUCCCCGAGUGACGCUGGAGGCAUCUGGGAGCUUGGCGCGGGCCCGGGGCCACGUCGAGGAGCCCAUUGUCCAGUGAAACAGCCGAGGACCCGCCGCCCGCGCCGCCGCCAUGGUUAUGUCCCAGGGCACCUACACGUUCCUCACGUGCUUUGCCGGUUUCUGGCUCAUCUGGGGUCUCAUCGUCCUACUCUGCUGCUUCUGCAGCUUCCUGCGCCGCCGCCUCAAACGGCGCCAGGAGGAGCGGCUGCGUGAGCAGAAUCUGCGCGCCCUUGAGCUGGAGCCCCUUGAGCUCGAGGGCAGCCUGGCCGGGAGCCCCCCCGGCCUGGCGCCCCCGCCACCACCUCACCGCGGCCGUGUCGAGGCGCCGGCGCACGCCCACCAGCACGUGCACGUGCACCCGCUGCUGCACCACGGGCCCGCGCAGCCGCACGCGCACCCGCACGCACACCACCACGCGCUUCCGCACCCACCGCCGCCGCACCUAUCAGUACCGCCGCGGCCGUGGAGCUACCCGCGCCAAGCGGAAUCGGACACGUCCAAGCCACCGUGCUAUGAAGAGGCGGUGCUGAUGGCCGAGCCGCCGCCGCCCUACAGCGAGGUGCUCACGGACACGCGCGGCCUCUAUCGCAAGAUUGUCACGCCCUUCCUGAGCCGCCGCGACAGCGCGGAGAAACAGGAGCAGCCGCCGCCCAGCUACAAGCCGCUCUUCCUGGACCGGGGCUACACGUCGGCGCUGCACCUGCCCAGUGCCCCGCGGCCCGCGCCGCCCUGCCCUGCGCUCUGCCUGCAGGCGGACCGCAGCCGUCGGGUCUUCCCCAGCUGGACCGACUCGGAGAUCAGCAGCCGAGAGCCACUGGAGCACGGAGCUUGGCGCCUGCCGGUCUCCAUCCCCUUGUUCGGGAGGACUACAGCCGUAUAGAGGGCGCCCGACGUCCCGGGCCCCACCCGCGGACUCCUGGCCUGAUUGCGGGGCUUUUUAAACGCUUCCCUUGGACU